This is a messenger RNA of Spea bombifrons (plains spadefoot toad), 6780 nucleotides long. It is a transcript of the gene KMT2E, whose product is annotated as lysine methyltransferase 2E (inactive). The transcript is spliced from 27 exons. Gene Ontology annotation, molecular function: protein binding. Lineage: Eukaryota; Metazoa; Chordata; Amphibia; Anura; Pelobatidae. The coding region runs from base 468 to 5975 and encodes 1835 amino acids. The record is from RefSeq and is a predicted model, not a curated record.
AGAGGCAGUGACAUAGAGACCUCGUAGGCUGAGAUACGGGAGGAGCGGGGAUUGUACACAUUAGGGCUCUAGGCACCACGGGCACUGCAGUAUUUUUUUAAUUUUCGUAUUUAUUUCGUUUUGUUUUCCUUUUAGCAAAUUAGCAGUAGGGAGUUUACGAUUUGUGAACCGCGAAGCGCUAUCUAACGGUUCAGAGGGCUGCUAUUGACGUCGCUUUUCCUGUCACCUCGGUAUCUGUGAGGAAGAGCUCGCCCGCCAGUAACUGCAUUUAUUCAGUGGAGGGGACCAGAUAGGUUACAGAAUAGGGCUUGUGUAUCCACUUUAACCUGUUUCCUGGAUUUUGCAUACUGUAGGGUUUGUGGAUGCACUUAGAUGUUUGCAAUGAGCACUGUGGCUGGCAUGCCCCAGUGUUUUGGAUCCCGAUGCAGAGGACUCCGUAGUAAUCGAAUUUAUCAGAAACGAACGUCAUGAGCAUUGUGGUCCCGUUGCGGAUUGAGACAGCAGAAACUCCAUAUUUGGAAAUGGCUGCAGGCUCAGAACCAGAAUCUGUAGAAGCUAGCCCUGUGGUGGUUGAGAAGUCAAACAGUUAUCCACACCAGUUAUAUACCAGCAGUUCUCACCAUGCGCACAGUUAUAUUGGUUUGCCUUAUGCGGAUCACAAUUAUGGUGCUCGGCCUCCACCAACACCUCCAGCAUCUCCUCCUCCUGUACUUAUUAAAAAUGAAGUGAGCAUUUUUACUACUCCUAAUUUUGAUGAAACCUCCAGUGCUACAACCAUCAGCACUUCUGAGGAUGGAAGCUACGGCACUGACAUCACUCGAUGUAUAUGUGGUUUUACCCAUGAUGAUGGGUACAUGAUUUGUUGUGAUAAAUGCAGUGUCUGGCAACAUAUUGACUGCAUGGGAAUCGACAGACAAAAUAUUCCAGAUAUCUACUUGUGUGAACGUUGUCAGCCACGGGUUUUAGACAAAGAGAGAGCAAUUUUGCUUCAGCAAAGAAAGAAAGAGCACUUGUCAGAUGAUCUUCAAACCUGCUACAAUGGUAGAGGCAACAACGGAAGCCUUUUAUCUGAUGGCGACACCAGUGCUACAGAAAGUUGUGAUGAAGUUCCUGUGGAGCUGUAUACUGCUUUCCAGCACACUCCUACCACACUUACGCUGACUGCCACUAGAGUAACUAAGGUGAAUGACAAAAAAAGGAAGAGAAGUGGUGAGAAGGAGCAGAAUACCGCAAAGUCCAAGAAGGCCUUCCGUGAAGGAUCUAGAAAGUCAUCCCGUGUUAAGGGCUCUGCUCCUGAAAUUGAACCAUCUGAUAAUUCUGCGUAUGGAUGGGAGAGUAAGAUCAAAGCCUGGAUGGACCACUAUGAGGAAGCAAACAACAACCAGUACAGUGAGGGCGUUCAAAGGGAAGCACAGAGGAUUGCUCUAAGACUUAGCUGUGACAGUGACAAGGAGCAUAUGGUGAAGUCUAACUUCAGCACCAGCAGUCUAAUCUUUAAGCCACCGGUAGAGAGUCAUUUGCAGAAGAACAAAAAAAUUCUGAAAGCUGCCAAAGAUCUCCUUCCUGAAACACUGAUUAUAGAAUACAGGGGAAAGUUCAUGCUUCGAGAACAAUUUGAGGCAAAUGGAUAUUUCUUUAAGAGGCCAUACCCAUUUGUUUUAUUUUAUUCAAAAUUUCAUGGAUUAGAAAUGUGCGUUGAUGCAAGGACUUUUGGCAAUGAAGCACGAUUCAUAAGGCGUUCAUGUACUCCUAAUGCUGAGGUGCGACAUAUUAUUGAAGAAGGAACAGUCCACCUGUAUAUUUACUCUGUGUUAAGCAUUCCAAAAGGAACAGAGAUCACUAUUGCUUUUGAUUUUGAUUACACAAAUUGUAAAUACAAGGUGGAUUGUGCAUGUCUCAAAGAAAAUCCAGAGUGCCCUGUUCUCAGAUGCAGCUCAGAACCAACUGAAAAUCUCAACAGCGGUUAUGAAACGAGGAGGAAAAAGGGGAAGAAAGAAAAGGAGCUUUCUAGAGAAAAGGAAUCUCAAAAUCAGAACCUCGUUUUGGACUCGGAUGGAGCAGUCAGCAAACUGAAAUCGCCUGAUAAGCAGAGGAAGCUCUCCCCACUUAGGCUGUCAAUAUCCAAUAACCAGGAGCCAGAUUAUAUUGAUGAUAUAGAAGAAAAAAACCCUAUUAGCAAUGAAGUAGAAAUGGAAUCAGAGGAGCAGAUUGCAGAAAGGAAAAGGAAGAUGACGAGAGAAGAAAGAAAAAUGGAAGCAAUCCUUCAGGCUUUUGCAAGACUGGAAAAGAGAGAGAAAAGGAGAGAGCAGGCAUUAGAAAGAAUUGGCACAGUUAAACCGGAUGUCAAAACUGAAGCCAAGGAUGCACAGGUCCUCAGUGAAACUGAACUUCCCCAGGUGAGUUUGCAGGAACCUGUGAAAGAGGAACCUGUCAACAAGCCUACACCUGCCAAAAUAAAUCGUACCAAGCAAAGGAAAAGUUUUACUAGAAGCAGAACUCAUAUUGGACAACAGCGUAGACGUCACAGAACAGUUAGCACAUGCUCAGAUGUCCAACCGUCUUCUCCAGAUGUUGAAGUUGCUCCCCAGCAAAUUGAACCGGAGACUGAUGUUCUUCCAGAAGAGCCCAACAAUGAAAAUGUUGCUGCGCCUGUUGAAGCUGAAGAUGUUCCGGAGAUUGAGUCCACAGCACCUAACAAAUGUUCUGUUAAAUACCCUAAAACAAAAAAGUCUUGCGUAGGCACUUGUGUGGCACUUCAAAAAUGGAAGGACACUCUUGUUACACACUUGGUCAAUGAAUGGCUAAAUGAAAAACAUGAAAAGCCAGGGAAACCUGGUGAGGUGUUCCACGAACGACCGCUGCGUAUUACCACUGACCCAGAAGUUCUUGCAACACAGCUGAAUUCACUACCAGGCCUCAUCUACAGUCCCCAUGUGUACACCACUCCAAAGCACUAUAUCCGCUUUACAUCUCCAUUCCUUUCAGAGAAGAAAAAGAAAAAGGAGGAUGAAAAUGUUUCCAGCUGUUGCAAAAAGCGGUGGUUAAAGCAAGCUUUGGAAGAAGAACAUUCGGCUCCAUUUAAUCCAUUUGACUCUCCUGCACAAGAAAGAUCUCAAACCCCUCCUAUAUUUAAUGAAGACAAGUGCCAUUUAGUAAUGAAUGGCAGCUGUCCUCUAGCAGAUCUAACAACUCCCUUGAAAAAACGAAGAUUGUUUCAUUUGUUGGACUGUGCUUAUUCAGAAAAUUCUACUCCUACCACAUCUCCUUAUGCUACUCCUACACAUACAGAUAUUGCCUCUACGGAUACGUCCUUGUUUGCCACUCCGCCCAGAGUGAAAGUGGAGGAUGAAACCUGUCGCAGUGUUUGCAAACAGAUCUAUUCGCCGGUCACUCCUGUAACUCCUUGCAUCCGGGGAAAUAACUUGCAUUUUGAGAGCAUUUCGUCGCCUGAGAGUUCACCCGAAGUAAAUAGAAGAAACUGUGGUCAGGAGAUUAAUGAAAGAGCAUCUGCAGGUCUGGUGGUAAAUUCCUUCAGGAAUUCUAAUCUGUCUGAAAUAGGACUACAAGAAAUAAAGACUGUUGGCUAUUCUAGCCCAAGAAAUAGGACAGAUGCAAACCGACAAUGCCCUACAGAAAAUGACACUGCACCAGACCUUAACCCAGGGCUGGAAACAAGUGAGCAGAACACGGUGCAAAAAAACAUGGAGUCCGUGUCGCAGGAUAGGACUGAUUCAAACAGCCAGCAGGAAACUGCUCUCUGCACUCGAGGCACCAUUUAUCCAACUUGGAUUAAAAGCCCAGAUAGAACAGGUGUGAAUUUCUCACCAGUAAAUUCUAAUUUAAGAGACCUGACACCAUCGCACCAGUUAGAAGUUGGUGGUGGUUUCCGAAUGAAUGAGUCAAAGUGUCUGAUUCAAGAAGACUCAAGAGGCAUGUUUUUAGAUGCUUCCGUUUAUUCAGAAGAGACACUUCUAUCUGGUUUUGGAAGGACACUCAGUGUUGAUGGCGUUCUGGAUGGCAAUGGAACACAGCUUAAUCCCCCUCAAAAGAAAAAGGUAUCUUUGCUAGAAUAUCGUAAAAGACAAAGAGAAGCAAGAAAAAGUGGCUCAAAACCCGACAAUUUAUUGCUGGGAACUCUGUCCCCCCAUCCUGAUGGGAUUGGAGGUCUAGCUGCUAGCUGUGUUGCUUCUGAAAAUUGCAGCAGCACUGCAGAGGUUAUUGAGCAGUCUGAAAACGAUGCUGGUUUAGCAUUACCGCUGCUUUCUGAAGCCCAAACGUCCCCUGCAGAGGAUAUGGAGCAAAAUUCUCCAGCAACAGACGCCACCUCUAGUGAAAAAAAUGAUCCAGAGGUUCCGUGGACUGCUUCAACAUCGGUGGAACAAGUUCGAGAAAGAAGCUAUCAUAGAGCCUUGCUGUUGAGUGACCACAGAAAGGACAAGGAUACUGAUGCUGACCCAGAAAACGGGGAAAGUGGAAAUCCAAAGGAAUGCCAGUCUCCUGAUAACCGAGAAAAGGACUGUAGAAGUCCUCAACAGAAAAAGGAUUGCUCUACACCAUCCUAUGGCAAGGCUACUUUAAAGCCGGAACCACCUCAAGAACCUAUGAACACUCUGGUAAAUGAAACUGUAAACCAGUCUAAUCAUGACCAGAAACAGAUUGCACUUUCCAAGUCUCACCUUUCUCAACCUCAUUCACAGAAGCUGCCUUCUACACCUUUAAAGUUGCAUUGUCCUUCUUCUCCACAUCUUGAACAUCCUCCAAAGUCAUCAACCCCUCACACCCCAGUGCAGCAUGGCUAUUUGUCACCAAAGCCUCACUCACAACAGUUAGGGUCUCCUUAUAGGCCUCAUCAGACACAUCAGGUUGGAACACCACAAAGAGAAUCCCAUGUAAACUUUUAUCCAACGCAAAAUCUACAAUCCUCUGCUAAUCCCCAGCCAGCAAGUGGGCAAAUUUUUUCCCAGGCACAACCUGGGCAGUGCUCAACGGUUUAUGCUCCCUUUAACCAACAGACUGGAAACAACUCUGCUCCACCUCCUCCACCCCCUCCUCCUACACCAAACUAUUAUCAAAACCAGCAACCCACUGUAAGCUUUCAGAAUUACAGUCAAAUAAAAGGAAGUAUUCCACAGCAGGCUGUGUUUACACCUUGCUCUAGCCAAGGCCAUCCUACUAACACAGGGCAACCAGCAAUUCAAGGACACCAUGUGAAUUCAGGACAUUACCUGCCUUCUCAGAGUUCCACUGUGCAUAUCCAGCCUGCACCAACAGGAGUGCCACCGCCUCCACCACCACCGCCGCCACCACCAGGCUGUCACCAACAGCACCCUGUUCCACAUGUGACAGGGUCAGUUCAUGCAGUACCAGUUGCCAGUGGCACACUUAUUCAUCCUCAAAAUUCCAGUCAUCAUUUACCACCACCACCCCCUCCCCCACCUGGUCCCAGUCCCCAUCACCCACACUUGCAACAUGUAACCGCCGGGCAUCAAAGCCUCCAGCCGCAACACCAGCACGCUAUAAAUGCAGCUCCUCCUCCGCCCCCGCCUCCUCCGCCCCCGCCACCUCAGGCAGUAACUGUUUUAGGUGGAUCUGGACAUCAUUCUGCAUCAGCACAAGGAUUGCACAUACAGACUCAUCAAGGGCCUCCUAUUUUCUCUUCGGGGGCUCAUCCUGGUGUUGCAUCAUACGCUGCACAGGCUACCCAUCAUAACCCAGUAGGACCUGUAUCACAACACCAACCUUCUACAGCAGGACCACACCACCCACUUUCUGGCCAGAGCCCUCAUAUCCAGCCACAAGGACCAAAUAGUAUUGCAAACUCUUCUGGAUUCUGUCCUCAUCCUGGGUCUGUUAACAUUCCCCAUGGGGGGCAAGGAUCUCAACAGGCAUCGGCAGUGCCUGGGCAGAUACCUACUCACAGACCACAGGUGCCACCAAAUUUCCAAAACAAUUACCAUGGCUCAGGCUGGCAUUAGAAUUUGGACUCUUUACACGUAAAACAUUUUUAAAAUGUUAUGUAAAUUAACCUGUAUAUUUUAUAUGUACCUUAUAAAGGUACUUUUUAAAGCCUGUACAUGAAACUUUGUAAAUUCGAACUCCAGUGCUCGUUCAUUGUGUUACUUUCUUUUUGUCUAAAAACGAUGUGCUUCUAAGCCAGUAUUGAGUCUUUAUAGUAAGUAAACAUUCCAGUUUAUUUUUGUUUUGCUAUUUUUUUUAAUGCAGCGUAGAGAACGCUGCACAACAUGUACAUUUACUUGUUGUAGUUGAAAUCAUUUAGUGAAUGUUUUCUAUUGUCAGUUUUUUAUACAUGUGGUUGCUGGCACUAACAGUUUUUAGAAUUUAUUUUCUUUUUGUGUUGUGUGUGCAGAUAGAUAAACAUAACGCAGGUUUCAAUGUUACAUUGCUCCUUUCAUUGGUUACUUACAGACUUGUAAUUUAAUGUAUAGUUCUUUUAAACUUCUUGAGAAGUUCUGUAAAUACUGUAUCUUGCUUGUAUAUGGCUUAAAGCUUCCUCAUUUGAUAAAACAUUGUACAUAGGUUUUGUUUUUCAGAAAAAUGUAUGAUGCUUGUGGAAGUAGUACAGUAUAUGACAUUUAAUAUUUGUAAUAUACUGUCACAUUGCAGCACUGGUUGGGCAUUUUAAUUCAUGUUAAUAAAUCACAAUUAUGUCAGUUUUAUCAGGUUAGUCCUUUCAUACAUUUUACAAAACUUGAUGCAGAUACAGCACUUAAAUUGUACAUUAAAUGAGUUGUCAGCACUUUUUUCCUGACUUACAAAGCA